This is a messenger RNA of Microtus ochrogaster (prairie vole), 574 nucleotides long. It is a transcript of the gene Higd1b, whose product is annotated as HIG1 hypoxia inducible domain family member 1B. Gene Ontology annotation, biological process: mitochondrial respirasome assembly. The record is from RefSeq and is a predicted model, not a curated record. NCBI's taxonomy places the organism in Eukaryota, Metazoa, Chordata, Mammalia, Rodentia, Cricetidae. Gene Ontology annotation, cellular component: mitochondrion.
GGAUGCAGAUAGGGAGCAGGAAGCAAGAGAACAGUAAAGUCAGAUGAGCCGGAAAGGAGGCAGAUGCUAAGGACAUGAGGAAAGUAGCCGCCAGCGGCCCAAACACCUGAGAGAGAACACCCGAGGGGGGCAGCUUCUCAAGUGCAGGGCUGGGCAGAAGCCUAGGCUCACAGCCACUACCAUCUGGACCUGGGAUCAUGUCUGCUAACAAGGGCUGGUGGGUGCCACCUGAGGGUGAGGACAACCUGUCUGGGAAGUUCCUAAGGAAGACCAGGGAGUCUCCACUGGUGCCUAUAGGUGUAGGAGGCUGCCUGGCGGUAGCCGCAUACAGGAUUUACCGGCUGAAGGCUCGAGGUCCCACCAAGUUGUCCAUACAUCUGAUUCACACCCGAGUGGCAGCACAGGCAUGUGCUGUGGGUGCGAUCAUGCUUGGUGCUGUGUACACAAUGUACAGAGAUUACGUCAAGAGGGCGUCAGAGGCUCCUGAGAAGUAGGGCUCCUGACAUGGCUGGACGGCCCAGUUCCCAGCUGUCUCUGUAUGUGCCCAAUAAAGCCAUGUUGAAGAGCGUUAAAA